GGGUUGCUGGUGCCUCUCCAGCUAACGUUCCAGGGUCACCCUGGACAGGUCGCCAGCCUGUGGCAGGGCCUGUUUGUAUCAGCAGAGUGAAAACAGGGACAAUCACUCUGCCUCAUCCUGCACAGUUAAAGCAGGAGACGCUUUGCUGGUUCUACUGGUUCCUGCUGAUCCUGAAGGGACGUCUGGGACUUUAACUUCUGGAAUGUGAAGCAGCUCCUGCAAUGAAGGACUUAGUGGAGAGAAAUCCUUUCUAAGGAAUGGGGUUAGCUGAAAGCCGCGUGAGCGAACUCUCCUUGUGGUCAGUGAAUGCCUCGCUGCUACAGCAGACAGAACCGAGCAGCAGAGGUUCUGCAGUACAUGCUGAACCUCAUGGCUUGUGAUAAAGACGAGCAGAACGCCCCGACUCGUCUCCAGUUUACUCACGUUCUCAUUAACGGGCGUGACUCAGGCAGCUUUGACCUCCUGCCGUCCCCACCGCAGGACACUGCUGACCCGCUGAAACACAGCAGAUCUGAACGUGCAGGAUAAUCCUGGAGAAGAAAAAAUUCUCAGUCAGGCUGAGGUCUGGACUUUGACUAGGCCUUUCUGCUGUAGAUUACACUUCUAUUGAUGACCUGGUUUGGACCAAGCUUCAGAGGUUGGACAGAUGAACUCACAUCGACUCAAGGACUCUGGUCUACAGAGGAGCUCCUGGUCCAGUCGGUGGCUGAAGGCGCCCAGGUCCUCUUGCUACAAAACUGUCCCACAUCAUUAUACCUCCACCACAUUCAUCUGUCCAUCACAGUCCAGCAUAUCUGUUCUGGGGCCUCAUGCAUAAAACACUGCGCAGUUUUCACACUAAAACUUGGCGUACAGAAAAAUUUAGAAAAGUGCGGCGCACAAAAAAAUCGGAUGCAUAAAGCCGUGUGCACGUACGUGGCCGCGCACCUUUCCUUUAUAAAUCCUAAUUUGUGGGAAAUAGAGAGCAGCUGCUCUUCCUCCCUGUCGCCUCCAUAAAUAAAUCUUAAUGUAAAUUAGUAUAAAUACCCGGAAGUCUGCCACCACGUGAAGCAGCAACCAUGGCAACAUCCUUGUUUCUUGCAGUAUAAGUAUUUAUAAUAAUAAUAAUUAAAAAAAAUACCAAAAGGGGCACUUGAGGGCAAAAGGGGCAGGUGCUCAAGCCCCCCUACACCAUCCCCUCCACAUGCCUGCAUUAUAGUCCAAGUGUCAAUGUGUAGUCAAUGUGAUGACGAGAGUCUGUGGGCGGUUCUGUUUGAAGGAAUCAAACACUGAGGAGAAGUUCAACAUCUCCACUGUCCUCACCAUCAACAUUGAGGAUGUCGACGACCAGUAUCCUCACUUCCUGCCCUGCACACCUGUGUCCCCAGGUGUCCCGAUCUGCAUGAACCCAACCUACACAGCCAACAUCACAGGAAAACACCAGGACUCGGUUCUGGAGUUUUCUCCUGGUCCAAUCAGAGCCAGGGAUGGCGAUCGAGGCAUCAACGCUCCUCUCAUGUAUACGAUACUGUCAGGUGACAAUCAUGGCAGGUUUGUGAUGGACAACAGAACAGGUGAGAUCAGGCUAACCAGAGCUGUAGACGAGCGUCAGCCAGGAGCAAACUUCACGCUUGCCGUCAUGGUGUGUCAGGUAGAGGACCGGUUAAAGUACAGCGUGGCCACGGUUGUGGUCAGGGUUCUCAGUGAGAACUCCUUCCCGCCGGUCUUUAACACAACCACCUUCAAAGGCUUCAUCAUCCAGAGCUCAAGCCCCGCCUCCAUUGUUUCCACCUAUGGGAACCAGGUGUUGCAGGUCCAGGUAUCGGACCAGGAUUUCUCUGAUGGAGUGAACCCAAACAUCCGGUUCUUCCUCCAUCCCCCAUCCCGACUGUACCAGGUGACCCAGGAGGGUGUUCUGAUUGCCCGGACGGACCAGCUGAGGGCCUUUGACAGACACAUUCUGCAGGUUGUUGCCAGGGAUGAAGAAUCAGGAGAGGAAGCUUCAGCCUCAGUGGACAUUGAAGUCCUGCAGCGAGGACAGGCAGUGCCUCAUGGUGCGUUCACAGAGCAACAGCUGUUUGGGGAUGUGGACAGCAGGUUGGCAGGAGGAAUCGCAGCGCUGAUCCUGCUGAUGUUUCUGUCAGCCUUCCUGUUUCUGCUGCUUCGAUUCGUGCGAAGGCACCGGCCACAGGAAGCUGAUGUCCUGCCAGCCACCACAACCUUGAAGCACCAUAAGGUGAGUUCCAGGUCUCCAGGCUUCAUGGACGAGGCUCUCCGUCGUCAGGCAUCCUUGCGGUCAGGCAGCUUCCACGGCAGACAGGGUCUCUACAUCCGGAGGCAGUCUCUUCCUCCUCCAACUUCCUCCUUCUCAGCAGCAGACAGCAGGUCCAGACCUCAGCCUCAAUCUACGGAGGUCUCUCUCAGCGAUCCGGCGGGCCGCUGCCACUUCCAGACGGAUCUGUUCGUCAUGGUAGAGAAACCUCCAGGUGUGGCUUCUGGCUGGGAGAGGUCACCUGACGUCACCGCAGGCCUGCAGGUCCAUGCUGGGACACCCCAGAGUGACGAGGACGUUAACACUGACCAAUCAAGAGACACUUGAAAGAUUGUUCCAGCCAAUCACAAAUCAAGACUGCCUGGGACAUACAAUGUGUGAUUGAUUGGCAGAUGUAAACUCAUACUCUCUGUUUUUAGUGCUUUGAAUGAAAAAUGCCUUCAGAAAUUACUUAUGAAUAAAAACAUGUUUAAUUUCUAUUUCA
Molecule: messenger RNA, 2735 nt
Organism: Poecilia latipinna (sailfin molly)
Lineage: Eukaryota; Metazoa; Chordata; Actinopteri; Cyprinodontiformes; Poeciliidae
Gene: cdhr5-rs
Product: cadherin-related family member 5, related sequence
Exons: 8
Coding region: 1226-2578 (450 amino acids)
Biological process (GO): cell migration; homophilic cell-cell adhesion; cell morphogenesis
Cellular component (GO): adherens junction; catenin complex; membrane
Molecular function (GO): calcium ion binding; beta-catenin binding; cadherin binding
Source: RefSeq, a predicted model, not a curated record